CCGGUCUUCCCGACUCUUCCCUAAACAAUUACCCUAUUCUUCGGAAAUCGGCCUCCCCUAUUUAUCGUCCAGAACCUGUUCCUUCCGGUCAAUUGACAUUCCCCCCUCUCCUCUCCCCCGCAAUGGCCUCUAGAUCCCCAACGGCGAUGACUCCACUGCCCAAAUCCGUCCCGGGUACGCCUGGGCUUGGCAAGGAGACAACAAUAAACACGCCCAUCCCACAGCCUCCCCAACAACCGGUUGAUUUCCCUCCGCCCCAGACUUUUGAUAUUAUCCCACCAUUGCACGGUCUCUUGCUUCGUCUCCUCUCCCCGCACGCUAACGCAGAUGGACCGUCGAACGGUACCAGAGCGGGUGAAGACACCACAGGGGCCACCGGUGCGGCCGGCCUAUCGUCGGCUGCGGGCCCCAGUCAGACUCCGUCGCAGCAGGCACAAGGUCAAUCGCAACAACAGUCGAGCACCGGCAACGGCAGCAAUGGUGGUUUAUUACCCGGUCCAUCCUCUGCAGUCCCCGGCAGCGCGUCCGCGGCGGCAGAGAUAGCGGCCCUCGCGUCAAAUGCGCCUCCGCCGUUGGACCUUAAGGAUCUGCCCACCGAAGCUAGUUCGAUCAAGAUUCGGAUACAAAAGGCAUACGGGGUGGUGGACAGUUUGCCUGACGUGCAGCGUUCGGUUUCGGAGCAGACUGCAGAAAUUGCCGAGCUGGAGGAUCGGAUUUCAAGGCUCAAGUCGGUCAUUUCCGAUUUUGGCAGGAGAGCAGAUUUGGGAAAUUGAUGUUCAAGCAACCACACCCUUUUCGAUGACCAGCAAGGCUCGCUUUGUUACGAUGGGGACACAUCGGUCGAACAUUGGAUGGUGACAGCCAUGGGACUGACCCUCGAGAUACAGGGCCGAGAAUACAGGGCACUGAGAAUAGGUCAUCAGGAAACAGCACAGUUUCUUCUGACGGUGUCGACCUGUCGACCUAUGGGAGGCCAAUUUCCCAU
This is a messenger RNA of Aspergillus candidus, 985 nucleotides long. Its product is annotated as RNA polymerase II mediator complex middle subunit MED9. Lineage: Eukaryota; Fungi; Ascomycota; Eurotiomycetes; Eurotiales; Aspergillaceae. Gene Ontology annotation, biological process: regulation of transcription by RNA polymerase II. The transcript has a single exon. Bases 123 to 773 code for a protein of 216 amino acids. The record is from RefSeq and is a predicted model, not a curated record. Gene Ontology annotation, cellular component: mediator complex. Gene Ontology annotation, molecular function: transcription coregulator activity.